Molecule: messenger RNA, 4512 nt
Organism: Hylaeus volcanicus
Lineage: Eukaryota; Metazoa; Arthropoda; Insecta; Hymenoptera; Colletidae
Exons: 4
Coding region: 1051-2343 (430 amino acids)
Biological process (GO): neuromuscular synaptic transmission; neuron-neuron synaptic transmission; clustering of voltage-gated calcium channels
Cellular component (GO): presynaptic membrane
Source: RefSeq, a predicted model, not a curated record
AUGGCCCGUAUGACGAAGCCGUUCAUGAUAAUGCGAUAGUGUUGGUUUGUGCUUAGCACUUGAUAAAAGAUAGCGGUGACUGAACAGAUGCCAGUACUCACCCGCAGCUCGACCUGUCGGUUGAGAGUCGCGUACUCGCCCCGUGUACACUGUACAUCGGUACAUCAUCGGCAACGCAACGGUGUUACGCUCGUCGUGAAAGUGUCUAAAAAAUGCUGACGAUUCGAAGAAACUUGGAAAGACAACCGAUGUGAAGAAGGGGAUAUAUCGUCGCGAGCCGAGACCGUUGCGUGUCGUCGUCGUUGUACGAGUUCUCUACGGUUCUCGAUUAGUCGAUUCUCGAUUCUCAAUUGUCGAUUCGGAAUUGGACGAUGACAAAUAUUUGAUCGUUCGAUGCUACAAAUAUGUCUAGAGGACGGCACGAAAUUUACCUGGACCCGUUGAAAACGAUCACGGAACGCCACCGUUGGCCAGCGAGUACCGCGAGCAACUUGUAAAAUCGACGCGAGAGAAACGGUCAAGCGAAUCGUGUUCGUUGGAUAGAAUAUGACCAUUGCGAUCCAGCGACAGUAUUACUUCAAAAAGAUUCGCUGUAAACGUUGAUCGUCGCCGACAGGAGAUCGCGGAAAUAACUCGACCAGCUAAACGUACCUGCUGCCACGGGAAUUAAAGAUCGAUCGCGAACGGCCGCGAGAACGAUGGCCAAGUGUUCGAUGUUGUAUCGAGAUCGAGUUUCGUCGUCGACGGGAUCCGUUUGAAAAAAAAAUAGAAAUCAAAGUGAGGGGUGUUAGCAUUACCAAGUGUCGAGGUACGGAUCGAGGUUCGAUAAUCGUCGUUCAUCAAGCAUAAUUGAUAGACCGUUGGUGCCGUCGGUGAAAUCGUUGAAAGCUGAAAGCUACUGCUGUUACAAAAAGGACAUCGCACGAAAGGACUCGACCGAAUUCAAAGUAUGAUAAGCUCGGGCUGUAGGUUGAACUGUUCGAAAGCUCGGUCCGAAGACAUGCAUCGCCAGAGAGAGCGCACCGUCCGCGUCGCAGCCUCGAAUGAUGCAUGAUGAGCGGUGCGACUAGACUCGAUCAGGAUUGGAUGAGAAUGGUCGAGUUACGCGGUGGCACCGGAAUGACGAGCGGACUGAGCGCUCGGUCGUCGAGUCGUCUCCAUUAUACGAUACUCACGAUUUUGGACACGGUGUUCUCCGCUACUGUGGCCGCGCCGGCGGUUGUCGGUUACUGGAGGGGUACCUGGGGCCUGAGCGACGUCUACGUCUACCCCGAAGAACCGGUGCUCAGCAGCCUGACUUCGAUAGCGAUCGGCUUCAUCGGAUUGUACGCCUUCAACGUCACCCAGCAUCUCCUCAACGAGCUGCUGCACCCGGACAAACACCGACUCUCCUAUUACCUCGGUUCGAGACUCUAUACGGCGGUUUAUGGGUUUUGCUGCGUAAACGCUUGGCGUGGCGCCUGGCAGGCCCUCGACCUCUACACCGAACUCACGCCCAGCACAGUUUUCGCCACCACCGGCGUUAGUCUUCUAGCACUCGGCAUCAUGCGCGCCAUCAGGAACAUUUCCGCGCCACCCUUCUCCCUUUGCCUGGACUCUUGUCCGGGAUACUUCGAAGUGCCGACCAUGUUUCGCGUCAACAAUACGAGAGACUGGUCGUUGUACUUAUUGGACUGUGCCUUCAGCGUUGCUAUCGUCGGUACCUUGGUCGUGUUCGUAUGGAGGGGUGUUUGGAUACUUAUCGAUCUCUAUCUAUUCCCGGAUGAUCGAGAGUAUUCUGCGAUUGGAUCCCUUGCCAUCGGGUAUGUGAUAGUAACGGUGACGUUUUCUCUGCAACCGCUGAUGCGUUACGCGUGUGCCCGUCUUCAGGGCCUAGCCCGUUUGGUAGCAGCGGAUGGUUUCCUUCUGCUUAGUUUCCUGGGCACGGUGAACGUUUGGCGCGGCAUUUGGAACGUCCUGGAUCUCUGGCUGGUCCCGGAUAAUCCGGAACUGUCCUGCUGGAUCACCCACGUGGGAUGCUUCGUUUUCCUCGUACUUCUUAACUGCAGCAACUCCAUACUCGUGCGCGGCGUUUAUAUCGACGCCGAAGAAAAGGACGGCAAAUGCGUCGCAUUCCCUUGCCACUAUCUUCGAUUGUUCUUCAAGGUCGAACGCGAAAAGAAGGAAGCAAGACGACGAAACCUACUGGUGGCUUCGAAGGAUUUUCGGCCUCGGGCAGAUGCAAACGCAAAAGACACCGAGAACGGGGCGCUCCUGCCGAACAGUACCAAUGCCACUUCCGGCGCAGCCGCCGCUGCCGCCGCCACCACUAUCUUGCCAACGAAUCCUGAAUCUCUCGUUUAAUUCAAACACCGAAAAAUAUGGCCAGAAUUCGACACGACGUCGAAACUCUCGUCGAUCGAUUAUUUAUCACGAACAUCGAACAAGAAUAGGACUUUCGAUAAAGGUAGAAGACACGUGAGAAGUUUGUGCUCUCGGACAGUGAUCGUGCGGUCAAGUUCGCCGUGAGCACUUGUUUACAAACUCUUCGAAUGGAUUUCACGUUAAAGUCGCAAACAAAAUUUUUAAAGCGAAACGACGCGACGAGCAAGCGUAAUACGGUGCGAGUUCGAUAAACUCCCGGUGUUAUAAAAAAAUGGCUAGGUACUCUUCGGAUCUUGGAAUUAACUUUCUCAUAGUCUCGUAACCAUAGCUUUGUUCUCUGUUGUAAAAAUGCUCGCUGAUAAUCUUGGAGAGAUUAUCGUUGUAAAAUUGAUUUCCGUGCAUAAUCUUGUUAAAAUUUAAAAAGAAAAAUGGCGACUGGUUGGGAGAUCUCAGCUACAAGACGGUUCGUUAUCCUUCGCAAGAUGGAACGAAUGGUGCCGAGGGAAUUCGUCCGUUAUCACCGCUAACACUUUCCCUCUGACUCGAGCAUCUUCCGGUGAACAUUUUUCGACUUGUAAGACGUUAUUUUCUGUGGCGCUCUUAACUGUACCAUCGAGUUAGAGAUUCUUUUCAUUGCUCUCUUUACUGGUCGUAGCGCGUGUCAAUAUUUGAUUAUCGAUACCGAGACUUUAUCGAACUACUCUUGUUACGGUCUUAGACAGACACACGGACAAUCCUUUAAGAAACCGAUCGAAUUAGACUAACAGGCAGAUCGACGAAUCGCGAGGAGAAUCGGACGAUUACGAGCGGACAGGAUCGAUGAAGAACGAGGACUAUCGGAGCAAAGUGUGGUGAUUAUUUGGUGAACAGUUAUAAACGAGUGUAAGAAUAAUCGUUCAAUGCAUUUGUACGUUGUACAGAUGGAACUCACUGUACAUAAAUAAUUAGCGUGAUCGAUCCCGUGCGAUCGAGGGCGCAUCGUUGCAAGUAUAUCAACACGGCUAAAUACUACCGUGUAAGAAGAAUGUAGGCAUCCUUCGUCCUUGUAGGUGUACGCACAGGUAUACGUAAUAUAUUGUAAGUUAUACGGAAAAUAAGAAGAUGGAAGCGUGCAUGUACGCAUACAGAGUUAUGUACGUAUACAUACUUUUAUACGAUACUAUAUCGCGCGUAGGCGAUUCGGAUGGAGCGAUUCUAUGGAGAAAAUCAUACUUGGAUCGUUAUACAUUGUAUGUAUACUAACGUGGACCGCCCUUUGACGAAUUGCGUUGACGAUACGAGGUUGUGAAAAUGACUCGUUCAACGAACCGAUCGAUUCGUAUGAACGUUCAACGAACAAUUAAUAAUCCUUGUCGAAAUGGGAACCGUUUCGCGAAGGUUCCUAAUUAUUAUUCGAAGGGGAAUUCAGAGUCGAUGAACUCGCGAACAAACGUUUGUUAGCUCCGUCGUGAUUACGUAGGAUUUCAUAGGAUUUCUAGUCAUCGAUACGUUAGUCCCGCUUUCAUCGUCGAUGCCUGUCGACCGAACAUAUCGAAUUUAUUUUUGCGACACUUAUUACUUUAUCAAAGCGUAACACUCGCGAUCCUAGCGUUAGAUGAGACCUUGAUGAUGACAAUGGUAAUAGACUGGACGCGAUCAUUAUAAAUGGGUUAUAACCUUCUUACCCGCAUCCUGUACACCCCGCAGAUUUUGCUCUUGUACGCCAAUUACGACGUCAUGGCGUACUAAUAAUUAAUUAACUGGAAUAAUGACGGGACAAUGGGCGGCUGGGCACAUCGAUGGGGAAGUGGUUAGUUCGACGAUAAGCGGCUUGCCCUCCUGGCCUACAUUUAAUAUUUUACAAUGAACAAUGAACAAUGCGCCAGCUGUCGGGGCCGGACUUUCCGGUUUUCCAGCGACGUUCAACGCGGAAAACCGGAAAAUCGAUCGAUCGAUCGAUCGCGCGCGACGCCCGGGAGAAAUCGAACCUAGUCAAAUUAUCUCCCGAUAACGUUCAAACUCGCGUCGUACAGCGACUCGAAAUCGUUAUCGGCGGCUGCGAACUAAGAUGUACAGGGUAUUUCAUGAUAAGAGAAGCAAUAAUAUAUUUAUAUGCUGGUAUAUGCGACUUUUAACACGGAACAUUGAUUCAAAUAAAAAGAGAAACAG